AUGCGACUAAUUGCAAGAUCAAACAUGAAUGCUCAUGAUCAAGUCGCCAAGGCUAAGGUUGCUGCAGUAGGCUUGCGGAUUCUAGUACAACAACUUCCGCUGCACAAUCUCACCGACUGCUCUAAACUGAGCUCCAACGUUGUUGUUAAAUCUCGUGAUCUUCUGAAGCUUAGUAGCAGUGGCAGAUCAUGCAUCUCGGAGGAUCACGAUGGUCGGUACUCGAUGAAUUUGUGUUGUUUGUGCAGAAAGAAACUGAGGGCAGAUAAAGAUGUGUACAUGUACAAGGGUGAUCAGGGGUUCUGCAGUGUGGAAUGUAGAAGCCGGCAGAUAUAUUUGGAUGAUAUUGCCGAUUUAGAAGCUUCCACUAAAAAAAUACUGGCCUCUACUUAUAAAAACGGCGUCUUCACAGAAGAUUUUCACCACCAUUACUCAAUGUCACAGAGGAAUCGGAGACUUGUGUUAUAG
Molecule: messenger RNA, 465 nt
Organism: Daucus carota subsp. sativus
Lineage: Eukaryota; Viridiplantae; Streptophyta; Magnoliopsida; Apiales; Apiaceae
Product: FCS-Like Zinc finger 17-like
Exons: 1
Coding region: 1-465 (154 amino acids)
Source: RefSeq, a predicted model, not a curated record